CUUUGUACUGAGGCUUUGCAUUACAAAAUAUGUUCAAAAUAAAGUCUUUUUGCGGAAGAUGCACAUUUCAAAAACAGUAGAUAAUAUAUGAUUAUAAAAAACAAUAAAAUAUGAUAGUUUGUCAUCUAUAUAGUAUGACAUUUAUGAGUUCAUUUAUAAUUUGUUUGAAUAGUUGCAUUUACGAGUGAAUUGUAUCUCCGUAGUAUAUAAUAUUAUUUUGAAAAUAUUACCCAUAGUGUUACUGUUACAGUUGGAGCAUGCACGUACUUUAGUCAUUCUCCAGUAGACGCUCUUAAGUCCGUGGAUACGGAUGUCGAAAUUAAUACAGAAGGUCCGCGAUUACGGUUGCUGAUGCAAAUAUCCGCAGCAUACCUGGUUGUGAUUGCCUGAGUUUCUAUGCAUACGAUUUUACUAACCAGGUUCAUUGUUAACGAUACAUGCCUUUACCGGUAAGAGCUAUUAACAGAAGAUAUAUCGGUACUUUAAGGGGAGUUAAGAGCAUGUUGGAUUAUUUGAAUAAUGUUGGACAAUGUGUUAACACUGCAAUCUACGGCCCAACAGCAGACGAGGUGAUAAAAAGUGAAUAUGUAAAGGGUAAAACAUGUCUUAUAACCGGUGCAAACUGUGGUAUUGGGUUGGAGAUGACGCGAUGUCUCACUGCACAUGACUGCACGGUUCUCAUGGCCUGCCGCAACACCUACGCGGCGAGUGUUGUCGCCAAGAGCAUCUGCGGAAAUAAUCACCGCCUUCGAUUUUAUGAAAUCAACCUUGCGUCAUUGAGAUCAGUUAAAAGAUGUUCAGAUGACAUUCUAAAAGAUUUUAAAAAAAUAGACAUUGUGCUGUUGAACGCUGGGACAUUUGGUUUACCUUGGACUCUGACGGAAGACAAUCUGGAAACGACAUUUCAAGUUAAUUACUUGAGUCAGUAUUAUUUGCUUACAAAUAUAGAGAAGAUUCUCGCCCCGAAUGCACGCAUUGUGUUCGUGUCGUCGGAGUCGCACAGAAAUAUCAAAUGGAGCUUCAGUGACAAAUUGAUGCCGACUGAACAAUUGGUUUCGUUGCCUGAACAUCAGUAUACGUCUAUUAAAGCGUACAACGUUUCAAAGUUGUGUGGCAUAUUGACAAUGCAUCACUUGGGCUAUCGCUGGCUCAACGACGGCAAGUCUGUGUUCUGCGCGCACCCUGGAUCUUUUGUGAAAACCCGUUUGUGUCGAAAUUGGUGGCCAUUCGAAGCGCUUUAUACGAUUAUGAAACCUUUUUCGAAGACAAUUAGUCAAGCAGCCAGCACUCCACUAUAUUGCGCCACGUCUCCAGAUUUGAACAACUUAACAGCAUUGUAUUACAAGGAUUGCCAGAGAUGUGACGAAAGCGAGCUGGCGAGUGAUUUUCACUUGUCGUUUAGAAUUAACGACUUGACUCGUGACAUACUCCGCAGUCGAGCGGCGGCGCCGGGCGAGGCCGCGCUCCGCGCUGCGCCUGCGCAAACUGACCACAUUAAACAUGCCAUGGACGACUCGCUCGUUGCUGGCUAUUGAAUGUUAUAUUUAAUUAUUUUUUUACUAUAAUUAUUCCAUAUGUUAAAUUAUUUUUUUCAGUUAUAUUUCUCUAUAAUUAAUGUGUUUUUGUCAUCUAGAUACGAUUUGUAUUGUGGUGUAUUUCAUCGCCGUGUACCAAAUAUUAUCUAAACGAAUGUCUACCCACUUAUUAAUGAUGUCUCUUAUGUUUGGUAUAAUAUUAUAGUGUAAUUUCAAGACAAUCAUAAUUAGAUAAUUAUUGUAAAUAAUAUCGUAUAACCACACGGUUGUCUUGUUAACGCAACAAAGAUCGAAAACAUAAGGCAAAUUAUCUGCAGAGCGGGUGGAUUUAUUUACACUUUUGGUACAUGGUCAAUGAAUAUACUUAUAUUCUAAAAUAAUUCUCUUAAUGUUUAAACUUUAACAAUCUUCGUGUAGAGUUAACAAAUAAAAUAUAGUUUCGAUGUAAA
Messenger RNA from Manduca sexta (tobacco hornworm), 1984 nucleotides. Its product is annotated as WW domain-containing oxidoreductase. The transcript is spliced from 7 exons. NCBI's taxonomy places the organism in Eukaryota, Metazoa, Arthropoda, Insecta, Lepidoptera, Sphingidae. The coding region runs from base 438 to 1535 and encodes 365 amino acids. The record is from RefSeq and is a predicted model, not a curated record.